Pseudovirgaria hyperparasitica is the source of this 1319-nucleotide messenger RNA. RefSeq names its product Six-hairpin glycosidase. Gene Ontology annotation, biological process: carbohydrate metabolic process. The transcript has 3 exons. The record is from RefSeq and is a predicted model, not a curated record. Lineage: Eukaryota; Fungi; Ascomycota; Dothideomycetes; Acrospermales; Acrospermaceae. Bases 48 to 1319 code for a protein of 423 amino acids.
UCUUUGUAUCCAGUGCGCAUCUUUUGAUUUCUCCAGAUAUUGCCAGUAUGGCUUCACACUCAUCAUUAACUGCUAGUUAUCUGGCAUUACUUUCACUUUCUUCUAUCAUAGUAUCCCCAAUCCUUGCACAAGAUGGUGCCUCCACUCGUGCCCGUGUGGCUCUUGACGCUUUACAGACUUGGUACAACAGAGACAGCGGUAUCUGGGACAGCUGCGGCUGGUGGAACGGCGCAAAUUGCAUGACAGUCCUGGCUGACUUUGCGAUGCUCGACCCCUCUGUAGCGCAGACGGCGAACGACGUCUUCAGUAACACUUACGUCCGCGCACCGGCCGUCAAUCCACUUCCUGGUGUUGAGAAAGUCAAUCAUGAUGAACAAGUGAAGACUCUGUACCCCGAUAACUGGCUGAUUGUGAAUCCUGAUUCACGUACGGGAAAAGCAGGUCAAGUUGACCCCAGUCUCUGGCUAGAUGGAUACUACGACGAUGAUCUGUGGUGGGCAUUAGCAUGGAUCGCAGCUUACGAUGUUUCGGGGAAUUCGGACUACCUUGCGACUGCAGAGGGUAUUUUUCAAAGCACCAGCAAAGCGUGGCCAACGAAUUGCAGCGACGGUGGCAUACCAUGGAAUCAGAAUUACACUUACGUGAACGCGAUAUCGAACGAGCUGUUUCUCGACACAGCAGCACAUUUGGCAAAUCGUGCGGCAGAUAAGCAGUACUAUGUCGAUUGGGCAAGGAAACAAUGGGACUGGCUCCAACGCAGUGGAAUGAUCAACAGUGAUGGUGUAUUCAACGAUGGUUUAAACUAUGGUCGGGAUGGCUGCUAUGACAACGGACAGCCGGUUUGGAGUUACAAUCAGGGUGUCAUUCUGGGUGGUCUCGUUGAACUGAAUCGAGCCUCGCACACCACCUAUCUGGACUCGGCAGACAGCAUCGCCGCGGCCGCAAUCAGAAAUCUAACCGAUGUGAAUCAUGUCCUCCACGAGCCAUGUGAGCCAGAUUGUGCACCGGACGGAACGCAAUUCAAGGGUAUCUUCAUGCGCAACCUGCAAUUGCUACACGCUGCAAGACCAAAGGAUCUCUACGCUCAAGUCAUUCAGAGCUCCGCCAACAGUCUGUGGAAUAGUGAUCGAGACAGCGAGAACAAGUUUAGCGUGUCUUGGACCGGUCCAAUUGUGAAUCCGUUCAACGUCGCCUCACAAGUCUUAGUCCGCAUAGUCAAAGUUGUCGAGGCUUCGUAUAAUAGGAAAGCCAAAGCUAAGAGGAGUACAAAAUGCGGAAACUUGAGUCGUGAAGAUCGUGAAACAGCUGGGCCGCAAUAA